Scaptodrosophila lebanonensis is the source of this 1231-nucleotide messenger RNA. RefSeq names its product heat shock protein beta-1. The record is from RefSeq and is a predicted model, not a curated record. Gene Ontology annotation, biological process: protein refolding; response to heat. The transcript is spliced from 6 exons. Lineage: Eukaryota; Metazoa; Arthropoda; Insecta; Diptera; Drosophilidae. Gene Ontology annotation, molecular function: protein folding chaperone. The coding region runs from base 214 to 786 and encodes 190 amino acids.
AAGAAAAUUUCAAACGCGGCGUAAUAAAGCUACGAAGGCACAGCAGCAACGAAUAAACAUACAUACAUAAUUCUAUUGUGUUUGUGUGUUGUUUUUUUUCCUCGUCUGAUUAGCACGAACCUCAAGCUCGUGAAACCAAAUCAUCGCCCUAACCCACACAGUAUUGUUGUUUUCAACGCAAAUUAAGGAAUAAGUAACACAAAAAGAACAAAUAUGGCCGAGGCAAAUAAAAGAAAUAUUCCCAUCAAGUUGGGCGACUUCAGCGUCAUCGAUACGGAAUUUAGCAGCAUACGGGAACGCUUCGACUCCGAAAUGCGCAAAAUGGAGGAGGAGAUGGCCAAGUUCCGUCACGAGCUGAUGAAUCGGGAGGCCAAUUUCUUCGAGUCCACCAGCUCUACUAAAAAAACAACAACAACCAGCUCAACAACAAAUUCGGCCCUGCCGUCGCGACCAAAGCAAAACUAUGUGUCGGACAUCAGCUCUCCCUUGAUCCAGGACGAAGGUGACAACAAAGUGUUGAAAUUGCGUUUCGAUGUCAGUCAAUAUGCGCCCGAGGAAAUUGUUGUGAAAACUGUCGAUCAGAAACUAUUGGUGCAUGCCAAGCACGAGGAGAAGUCAGACACAAAGAGCGUCUAUAGGGAAUAUAAUCGCGAAUUCCUGCUACCCAAGGGUGUGAAUCCCGAAUCCAUACGCUCGUCCCUUAGCAAGGAUGGUGUCCUCACUGUGGACGCACCAUUGCCGGCGCUCACCGCUGGCGAAACUCUGAUUCCUAUCGCACACAAGUGAGGUGCUGUCCCUAGGCAGCCCAGUUCUGGAAUUCUGGAAUAACCGUAAUCCGCAAGCACGUCCCAAACGUGAUUUUAGCACCUACUAAACCAGCAGUAGCAGCAACAGCAACAACUACAACCACCACAACAACAAUAAUAAUUACCGCUAUGUUGGCAUCAACAACAACAGCUAAUCAUCGAGGCGGCUAACAAAAAUAUAUUUACAAGAAGAUACGCAUAGAAACCGCAAUAUUGACUUUACACUAUGAUUUAAAAAGUGAAAUCAUACUUCGAUUAUUUUUAUUUAUGAUUAUUUCGUUUUUUUUUUUUUACAAAUAUAUUUUUGAGUUAAAUUUAAUCUAAUUACUUACUACUCAUAAAUAACUUUAAAUUACUAUAUUUGUUAAAUUUAAUUCUUAUUUAUAAAAUGUAUUCACAAUUAAACCUAAUAAUUCAUGUCGUAA